AUGAUGAACGGCGACCAAGUUAGUGAACAGCAACGAAAGCAAGACAAACAGAAACGAAUUCAAGAGGCCCUCAAAGCACAGACAAAAUAUCCCAGUCACUAUCUGUUUGCUCACAAUGACAAGCACAAGUUGAUGUUCUGUUGGAUUGAAAAGGUGGGUUGCACCUUUUUCAAGAAAAUAUUUUCCAAUCUGCACAGCGAGGGUAUCACAGAAAGGAUUCUACGCCAGAAUCUUCGUGAUGUAAUGCAGAAUAUGAAAUGGGAAAAGGCAGUCUUUUACCGUGAACCACUGAGCCGGUUCCUAUCUGGAUGGCUGGACAAGUGCCGUGGCAGAACCAGAGUUUACUGCGAGAGCGUCUUUGGUGGAAGCAAUGUGACUUUUCCGGAGGCGGUCUUCUUAUUGAAAGACAUGGAUCCAGAAAAAGUAGACGGCCACUUUCAUCCACAAGUGCAGCAUUGUGGUGGUGUGACACGAGAUGUCCUGGAUGACGUAUUCACCACCAAGAAACGGCUUCAAGAUCAUGACUCAACACGCUAUGCUGUACGCAAAAUGCUGCAGCCAUUUGAAUUGACAGAUGAACAGUUUGAUCGGGUCUAUCCACCUGGAUUGGGCAACAAUGAUCAUUCCAAGAAUGCAAAUGCCCAACUCAAGGAGCACUAUCAGGAUCCCCAGUUGGUUAGCAUUAUUGUCCAGUACUUUAUCAAGGACUACAAGGUAUUCCAGAUUCCAGUGCCUGACUUUGCAAGAGAUGCCCUUUAUCAACUACGAGAGCGAAAGGAUCCUUAUGCCUUCAACGAUGAGGAAAUGCUACAGUUGGGACUACCCUUGGGGCCACCGCCUCCAACAGCAUUGCCAGUGCACGCGGUUGCUGCUACUAAUGAGACAGCUGUUGAUCUAGCCCUGGUGGGGGCGGUACUUGGCAAUUCACAGUUGGAAGCUGGGGGUGUCCAUGCCGUUUUUGUCAUUAUGGUGUUGUUGUGGCCCAUUCUAAGGCGUUGGUCACGGGUUGGUUGUAUCAUUGGCUAUGUGGCUGCAAAUGUGGUCAUCGCAACGCUCUAG
This is a messenger RNA of Seminavis robusta, 1059 nucleotides long. The record is from the annotation of a GenBank genome assembly. Lineage: Eukaryota; Bacillariophyta; Bacillariophyceae; Naviculales; Naviculaceae.